AGCCUCGUUGUAUGAACUAUCGAGUAUACUCAUAGAUUUCAUUUUUAAUGGGCAUUAAUUUGAUAUAUAAUACUCUGUGAUAUAAUUUGUAGUUUGAGCGGUACCCUCCUGGAAAAACAAUUUUUCCAACCCUGUAUUAAAAAUUUAUUCCGUGAUUUUGAUUUAAACUUUCAAUAUGUAUAUGAUACACAAGCCGCAGCUGAUAUCCUUUUAAAACGAUCAAAGUAUUUAUCAUUAUUGCUGGAAUGUUUUGAAAUUGAUACUGUUAAUCUUAAAAAUAGUUAUCAAGGAUACAAUUGGUGGAAUCGAAGUAAAGUUCGAUCGAUCAGCCAUCUGGAAUUCUUCUUCGAUACAAAUUAUCUAAGAACAAUAGCAAAAAUUUAUUAUGAAAAUGCUGAUUCCGUUGAUCAAAUUUUAGAAGCAUAUCCAGUCGAUCCUUUAUUUAUUGAACGCGUUGAAAAGAUCGUGCCAUCGUUAUCAUCCUAUGAAAUUAUUCAAACAAAUCGCACGAUAAACAGUGCCAAAAUGGAACGAAAAAACAUCAGGAGAAAUUAA
This is a messenger RNA of Didymodactylos carnosus, 555 nucleotides long. The record is from the annotation of a GenBank genome assembly. Lineage: Eukaryota; Metazoa; Rotifera; Eurotatoria; Philodinida; Philodinidae.